Molecule: messenger RNA, 6446 nt
Organism: Octopus bimaculoides (California two-spot octopus)
Lineage: Eukaryota; Metazoa; Mollusca; Cephalopoda; Octopoda; Octopodidae
Product: centromere protein I
Biological process (GO): mitotic sister chromatid segregation; CENP-A containing chromatin assembly
Cellular component (GO): inner kinetochore; kinetochore
Source: RefSeq, a predicted model, not a curated record
AUGAAGCAGCAAGAAAGUUUUGGUCAGGAAUGUGGAGAAAAGAAGUUCAAGAUAACAGGAAGUGAACUGAAAUUCAAAAGUGAAAUGGAAGAUAGAUCAAAAGAACAGAAUAUAAAUGUUACAAACAAGAAAGCUCGAAAGAAAGCCAAAUUGAGUAAAUUAAUUCCUCAGGUUCAAUCUUCAGUAAAUGAUUAUGCACCAACUUCUGAUAUUAUGAGGCCUGACUACUUUCCUGAAACAGUUUCAUUCCGCAGGAUACUCACAUUCGAAGACCUUCUUCAGUAUAUCGAUCAAAUUCAACUACCAAUUCAAAUCGGUUCUGUGAUUGAUAAUCCAUUGCUUCAGUACCUGAUCACAUACAACAAAAACCGACACAUAACAGGCCAGUUUAAUUGGUGGCUCUACCACACUUGUUAUGAUGCUUUUCUAGAAAACAGUGUACCAAAUUCUGAUUAUCUGGAGGAGUUUCUGUCAAAGUUAGCAGGGUUCAUGCGUCGUGUUAAGGAAGGCACCCCAGCUAUUGAAUAUUUUCUGUGCCAGUUCCUUGAUACCUGGGAUGGAUUUCAUUUUAAUCAGUCCAUUUUUAAAUUGAUUCCACACAUCCGAAUACACACAUUUUCAGAACUCCAUCGGAUUCUGUUAGAUCCCCUGAAGAAAAUAUUUUUCCGACGUGGUACUUAUUUAAAGUGCCGGAUUCUAAUGACGCUGACAGAACUAGUCACCAAUUAUAUAAAUAAAUGGCACCAUCUUCAUUUGUUAAGGAAAUCAAAAACCACCAAGAGUGCUAUUGCAGUUGAACAUGAGUCCAGUUUCUUCCAAGGUGAUUUUGAUGAUUUUCAAGCUCAUAUUGAGUUCAAGAAACUUAUUGACUUUGUUGAUGAACUUUGCCUCCUAGGAUUACUCUGUGAGGAUGACCACUUGGUAAUGGUACAUUUCAGCCUAUGGUUCCAAGAACAAAUGCUAAGAAACGUUCUGAACACCAACUUCCCAUUAUUGACCAUUCCAUCACCAGAAUUUGUCGGUCGCCUCAUUGUCUCUAAUCAGUGCACAGUUAUUUCACGUUUGUGCCGUAUCAUCUUUGAUUACUCAAGUGUGUUCCAGAACUUAAAGAAGCUUCAGACACCCUAUAAACUUGACAAACACAUUAAAAAGUUGAAUGUCUAUGUUUUAGAUAUCUGCAAUGCUCUUUGGCGUUACAAAGCUUUUGAUACUACAGAACAAACUCCUGAUACCAUUUUGUUUGAUUUUGAUAUCUUCUCCAUACCUGGAAUUCGUAGCAAAUCUGUGAAUUCAUCUUUAUCCUUGUUACAUCAUCAAGCGUUCUUAGGACAUGCACAGUUAUACCUGAGACAGGAAAUGCCCCAGAACCGACAGCAUCCUUCAUUGAUACGAAAAAACCGGAAAGGUUAUUUCCAGUUUCUGCGUGAUCAAGAAUUGGAGGGUUUAACUGAUUUCAUCUCACGGUUCAUUGAUUCUCGGUUAGAUUUGCAAACAAAAACUGAGUGAAGAAGAAAGCUUGCACCACACCUGUCCAGUGUUUGAGUACCACUUUUUCUACUACAGUUUUAAUGCCACACAAAGCAAACUUCAGCAAUAAUUGGUUAAUUAAUUCCAAGUGCCUUACCCAUCAUGCAGUGGUUGAUCUAUUGUUAAAAUCUUACAUUGAGUUACCUGUGCAUCAAUAUCUCUAUUACCAUACUCGAACACAAUCAGUGGUCAAGUAAUUUUCCUCUUCAUAAAAUGGGAGCUGCUGUCUGGGUACUUUGAUGCAGGUAACUCAUUGUGCCCAGCCUUUCACUUUGUGCCAGUCUAGCUGAGUAUCUAAGGUGCUCAGUGAAUGGAUGAGUGUAUUUGAUUGAAAGAAUUUGAUGUAGAUUAACAAUAGAAAUUGAUGAUUGUUGAUGAAAUGCAUGAGUGUCUAUGUCCAAAGUAGGAGAGUACACAACCAACCAAAGAGGAAGGGCUCUAUGUGGUUGUAUGAUUAACAGCUGCUAGAAAUAACAACAAAAUGUCCUUCAAGUCAUAACAUCUUACCAUCUUGUAAAAUGGGAAGACUCAUUGGAUAAUGCAAAUUUUAGUUAUCUCUGAGAAAGGAAAAGACAGGUGGUCAUGGUUGGAAUACCUUUGACCAUAGGCCUACAUUGACACCAACAACUAGCUCUGCAUUACAUCUUUUGUGUAAGAUACUUAUCUCUGAACAGCCAAGUCCUCCUAGCUUCAAAUAAGCUAUUGCUGUCAGACUUGUUCAACCAGACAUACAAUCAAAGCCAUUCUAAUGGUCUUGACCACUCUUUUAAGUAGUUUUUUUUUUUUUUUUUUUUUUCAGACUAGCCAAUAUAUUCGUUUGUUUUCCUUUUAUAAGGUAAGAGGGUCUGAUUUCAGGGAGAUUCGGUUGCUAUACUUAACAAGUAUAGCUAUCUGAUUAAAUGGCAGAGCAAUAUAAUUUACCACUUUAAGUUGUAGUUGCACUGUUUUGCUGAUCACCAAUUCAUUUAUUCAAAGUAUUGCGCUCAGUAGUUCAAGUGUUGCCAUGGGAAACUGUCAAACUGUUCUGAGCAGGAUUUAAGUCUCAUUCACUUGAAUACUGCACAAAGUUAUGAUAAACACUUGUGCAGUGAACCAUGGAGGUUUGUAAAGUGUGGACUGGACUAUCUUGCGAGCCGACAAUCUUUCUGUAUUCAGAAGCAAUAAAUAAUUGUCGUAUAUUUUGGAGUCACCGUCCCUUCAGUUCCAUGAAUACCUCUCCAGUGCAACCACUCUUGUUUAACCAUUUUUCUGUGUAGAUGGUUUCACAAGACAGUGUAAUUUAAUUAGUGACUCCUAAUUUAUUUAAAAUCCUGUUUGAAUUAUGAGGGCCAUUUAAAAAAAAAAAAACAAGCACUGCAGUGACUGGUAAAACGUGGGUAUAUAGAAGAGUUGUGGGGGACAACAGGAUAGCAAUGAUGACAGGCUUGGGGAGCGAGAAAUAAGCAUAGAGGAAAUGUGAAGAAGAGAAGAGAUGUAGUUUAGUUUGUUGGGGUGGGUUGUGUGAAUGUUUUUUUAUUAUUAUUCCAGGUGGGUGGAGCACAGCACCCCCAGAACUCUUUCAGUGUAGAUGGUUUCACAACACAGUGUAGUUUGAUUAAUAACUUCUAAUUUAUUUAAAUCCUGUUGAGUAAUGAAAGCCAUUUUCAAGCAUACAUACACUGUUGUAUUUUUUGUUUUUUUCUUUUGGUAUUUUAUAUAAUUGUGUCUAAAAAUUGUGUAUUGACAAACUUAGUCAUCAACAUUUUUUCCAUUGUAUAUAUAUAUAUAUAUAUAUAUAUAUAUCCUUGUAAAUGCUAUGUACACGCACACACACACACACACACACACAUACAUAUAUACGAAGGGGUGCAGAAAAGUUCCUGGCUUUAAGGGUAUCUUACGAAAGGCCUUGAUGGAGUCCCAACCUUCUGUGUUCUUUAACAGGGCUUAGAAAAACUGAAGGUCUGCUGCAAUAAGUGUGUGAAUCUGAGUUAAAUAAAAUCGUAAUUAACUGAUCUGCCUGCAUUUUCUUUUACCCAAAGUCAAGAACUUUUACCCAAGUCAGGAAGCGCUAAGACAUAAAAACUUUGCCUGCAGACAGCUGCAGGAGUUGAACCUGUGCCCCUCAGAUACCAGCUGAGUGGCUCACUAAACUGAGUACACAUUAAACUAAAUGGCUCCUGACAACAAUUACUGUAAAUUUUAAUGCUACAUCAGUUUUUCAAAUGUGACAACAUUUCAUAAACAGACUUUGGAAGUGCUGAAUGUAUUGGUAUUUUACAGGCAAGAAAGUAAAUUUCAAAAGCAGUGAAACUGUAAGAACAGCAGAGAAAGAUUGAUAACAAUCAUAAAUCAUGAUGAAUAAUGAUAACCAUUUAAAACCCACAUAUACCAUCAGAUUCACUUUUCAGGCAUUUCUAAGGUAUCCUAUGACUUAAACUGUGUUAGUGACCUGCUUGCGUAUCUCUGACAAAAUGUUUUGACAUUAUUUAAGUCCACACAGUUCUAAGUGGGUAGCCCUACGAAGGACAGGUCUUCCAUCCAAGGCGAAUGUUGGUCUGCCUGCUUAGGCAUCAUUCAAAUGCUACAAUAAUACAUAGAAAUGCAUUGUGACUAGCAAUCUAUAACAACAUCCAACAAUUUGGUUGACGUGUGUAUGAAUACAGUAAUGCCUUCAUAUACAAGUUGAUUUGUUCCUGGAGACCACUCGUAAAGCAGAGCAAUAAUUUCCCAUUGUAGCAAUGUUAUAAAUCGUAAUUUGUUCCCAGAAAAAUAUUUUACCAAUAAAAUUUAUAAUACUCGUAAAUAAAUGGCAAUAAAACAACAGUAGAAUGUAAAGAAUAUUUUAUGUAAUGUAAAAAGAAUGUUAAGUUCAUUUAUGAUAAAAAGUAUUCUUGUUAUAAUCAUUUCCUGAAUCACUUUCACUCGCAUUAGAUUUGCACACUCUCUGAGUGGUUGGCGUUAGGAAGGGCAUCCAGCUGUAGAAACUCUGCCAAAUUAGAUUGGAGCCUGGUGUUGCCAUCCGGUUUCACCAGUCCUCAGUCAAAUUGUCCAACCCAUGCUAGCAUGGAAAGCGGACGUUAAACGAUGAUGAUGAUGAUCGGAGUACAAUGAUGGCAUAAACCUGCAGUGUUUUACUUUGUGCAUGCUCUUUGUUGAGAGAGAUUAUUACAUGCUUAUUCUUCGUGCCACAUAUUUCAUAUUGUAUACAUGUAUUUGCGGAGGCGCAAUGGCCCAGUGGUUAGAGCAGUGGAUUCGCGGUCGGAGGAUCGUGGUUUCGAUUCCCAGACCGAGCGUUGUGUGUGUAUAUUGAGCGAAAACACCUGAAGCUCCAUGAGGCUCCGGCAGGGGGUAGUGGCAACCCCUGUUGUAUUCUUUCGCCCCAACUUUCUCUCAUUCUUUCUUCCUGCUUCUUGAGUAACGCUGCGAUGGACUGGCGUCCCGUUCAGCUGGGGGGAACACAUAUGCCAUAGAAACUUGGGAAACCGGGCCCAUGAGCCUGGCUAGGCUUUAAAAGGGGCGCAUAAAUAAAUAAAAUACAUGUAUUUACACUAUUAUUUUCGGCAUAUUUUAAACUCACCCAAUUUGACUAAACAGAAGUGUACAACAGGCACCGACAGGAACAAAAAAAACAAAACAAACACAAAGCCAUCACUUUGGUAACAAAGUAUGAAAUUGUAAUAAUGCAUGAUGGCAGUACAACUGUGAAAAACAUUUGUGACAAAUUUUCACUUAACUCGUCAACUGUCUGCACAAUUCUCUAAGAAAAAUUUAAAUAAUUAUCUCUGAUUAGAAAUGUGCAGCCUUUGGUAUCAACCAGGGCUUAUAAAGGAGAUGCCAGCGGCAUUAUUCUGGAAAUGGAGAAACUUCUAAAUGCAUGGAUAAGUGACAAAACACAACACAUGUAUAUGAAUGUCAAUCAAGGGUCAAUUUGUAGUAAAGCAUUGUCUCUUCAGUUUGCUUUAAGAAACAAAAAGUGACAGAAAGGAAACUUUUGUUGCAAACACAGGAUGGUUUGAUUGAUUUAAAAAUCAACAUGGGUGGCAUUCUGUCAAAGUACAAGGAGAAGUGUCAAGUGCUUAUGUCAAUGCAGCAAAAAAAUUUCCAGAAACAUUGGCAGAAAUAAUUGAAAUGUGGGUCUACAUGCAACAACUGAUUUUUAAUGAUGAUGAAACAAGACUUUUCUGGAAAUAUUGCUAAUGGAGAAUAUGUACUGCCAUGUUUUUAAAGUUGCAAAAUAUCAACUGACAUUAUUAUUUGGAGGAAUUGCAUCUGGGGAAUUAAAAUUAAAACCAAUGCUAGUUUAUCAAGUGGAAAAUACUUGUAUACAAUAUGAAAUAUGUGACAUGAAGAAUUAGCUUAUAAUAAUCUCUCUCAACAAAGAACACACACAAAGUAAAACAUUGAAACUUUUAUGCCAACAUUUUACUCCAAUGCUAUAUUCUGCUGUGUAGACGCAUCAGAAUCAGUGUUGCUACAGACACAAAAAGGCUGUUUAACCUUUUAAUAUUUAUUAUAAAAUAAAACUUGUAAACCUGGGGUCUUGUAACGCGGGUCCUCAGAAAGUAGAGUAUUCUUUUCUACUCUAGGCACAAGGCCCAAAAUUUUGUGGGAGGGUGCCAGUCGAUUAGAUCGACCCCAGUACGUAACUGGUACUUAAUUUAUUGACCCCCGAAAGGAUGAAAGGCAAAAUCGACCUUGGCGGAAUUUGAACUCAGAACGUAAAGACAGACGAAAUACUGCUAAGCAUUUUGCCUGCUGUGCUAACGUUUCUGCCAGCUUUUAUAAAGUGAAGUAUUACUGUAUAUGUUUAUUUGUAUAUACUUAUGUGUUUAUAUGACCAUAUUUGGUGUUUAUUUACACACGUGUGCAUUUUUGCAUAAAAUCCAAUAAAGAUUAUAUAAAAAAAAAAUAACUGAAAAUUUAUCAAAAACAUUGAA